AUGUGCAUUCGAUCGCUCCGUCAAUCUUUUCUAGAAUAUCUCAAGACGAUUCGAACAGACACCAAACAACAACAACACUCUCUACCUAAUUCUCGGCCUAAUCUUGGGCUUUCUUCUCUUACUUCUCCUCUGUCUUCUCUGCCUAAUUUUGGCCCUAAUCUUCUGGAAGCGGAAGAAGAAACUCAGGCAAAUUCGCGACAAAUCAUGGCUACUUUGAAGAUGACGGCCAUUUAUUGGAUGAGCUUAACUGACGUCCUCUAUGAGUACAUGUUCCUGCCUAAUGAUUCGGUGCAAACAACAUCAUCGUUAUCAGUAUCAACAUCUGAUUCAUCAUCACCAUUACAACCUGUAGCAGCAUCGUUAUCAGCACCGCAGCCAACAAAAUCAUCAUCACCAUCAUCAUCAUCGAAACUCAACAGCAACAAAAGUGACGACAACAGGAUCACGUGCCCUCCUCACAACAACAACGACGCAUCAAAACUUGAGAAAAAUGAUUUUGAGAUGACGCCUACUCCGUCCGGGUCGUCAUCAUCACGAUCAGAUAGAAGCCUAUCAGAUCAAAGCGCCCCUAGCGAUGACGUCAUUACGAGUCUUUCAAGUUCUGCAAAUCUAUUAGCUGUCGGACCAGAAAGAGGCGUGAAAGCCGGACCAAUAGGAAGAAAUAUCUUAAUGAGCCCUCCAAAACUGCACACGCAACCUAGGGGUUUUGCCCCUGCGUCUCAUAACGUUCCGGCGGCCGUCAAAAACACGUGGGGUCGAAGCAAAAUAAAAGAUUCAAAAUCGUUCAAGGCAGCAAAAGAACUAGAUAUCAGUGAUAACGACGUCGGAAGUAAACUGAAAGAAAGUAAAUCAUUCAAGAUAACGAAGGAUCGAGAUGGUGAUGGAAGUAACGAUGGUGGCAGUAGUUUUAGCGGGAAUCUACUUUACUAA
This is a messenger RNA of Helobdella robusta, 930 nucleotides long. RefSeq lists its product as hypothetical. Bases 1 to 930 code for a protein of 309 amino acids. The transcript has 5 exons. Lineage: Eukaryota; Metazoa; Annelida; Clitellata; Rhynchobdellida; Glossiphoniidae. The record is from RefSeq and is a predicted model, not a curated record.